Molecule: messenger RNA, 882 nt
Organism: Exophiala aquamarina CBS 119918
Lineage: Eukaryota; Fungi; Ascomycota; Eurotiomycetes; Chaetothyriales; Herpotrichiellaceae
Exons: 2
Coding region: 1-882 (293 amino acids)
Source: RefSeq, a predicted model, not a curated record
AUGUCCACUCGCAAAAUUCUCGUCACUGGUGCAACAGGCAAGCAAGGAGGAGCUGUUGUUGAGGCUCUGCUCGCAAAGCCUCCUCCCUACGAUUUUCAAAUCCUCGCCCUCACUCGCAAGAUCACCUCCUCUGCAGCCAAAGCUCUUGCAGCCAAGCAAAAAGUUACACUCGUUGAAGGCGAUCUUGGCGACCCCGGAAGCAUCUUCACAAAGGCCGGGGGGGUGGGCUCAGUUUACGCAGUCUUUUGCGUCACAUUACCCUCACUCAAGAAGAACACUGAGAACGAGGAAACCAGGCAAGGGAACAAUCUCAUUGGUGCUGCAAUCGCCCACGAUGUGAAACACUUUGUCUAUUCUUCUGUCGAUCGUGGAGGGCCAACUCAAUCUGAUUACCAAACCGAAAAGCACCUGCAGGAAAAGUCUCUAAGUUGUGGAAUGACCUACACAAUCUUACGCCCCGUUGCCUUCAUGGAGAAUCUGACUCCCAACUUUGGUGGGCGCAUGUUUGCCACCAUGUGGAAAAGUAUGGGAACAAAGAAGCUGCAGAUAAUCUCAACCCAUGACAUCGGAGUCUUCGCUGCCCAAGCAAUAUCUUCUCCUGAGACCGAUGACUACAGGAACACGGCAAUCAGCUUGGCUGGUGAUGAGCUCACCCAGGCAGAGGCCAAUGAGGUCUUCUGGAAAGUGCUAGGCCGCCCAAUGCCCCUCACGUACGGAUUGUUGGGCACGCUGCUCCAAAAGGCUAUCCCCGAACUUGGCAUAAUGUUCAAUUGGUUUGUCAACCAUGGAUAUGGUGCCGAUGUUGCUCAGGGCCGUUUGUUGAACAGUGAGCUUCUUGACUUUGAGGCUUGGCUACGAGUAAAAAGCGGUUUCAAGAGGUGA